GGCCCAAGGAAAUUGAGUAUCUCUGCAAAGUCACCAGCUGAGUUCGAACCAGACAGAUCCUGGGACCCCCUACUCUAUCCGCCACCCGGAAGAAUCUCCGUCCUUGUCUUUCCAUUCUGCCCUCCCGGCUUCCCAGUAAGCACACAGCCCCAGGACCACCCUUGACCGUCCUCAACCAAGCGAUGCAUGCCAGGGGCCCCCAUGGCCAACUGUCCCCGGCACUGCCUCUGGCCUCCUCAGUCCUGAUGCUGCUGAUGAGCACCCUGUGGCUGGUGGGGGCCGGCCCCGGCCUGGUCCUGGCCCCGGAGCUGUUGCUGGACCCCUGGCAGGUGCACCGGCUGCUGACCCAUGCCCUGGGCCACACGGCCCUGCCGGGCCUGCUCCUGAGCCUGCUGCUCCUGCCUACUGUGGGCUGGCAGCAGGAGUGCCACCUGGGCACGCUGAGAUUCCUGCAUGCCUCAGCCCUGCUCGCCCUGGCUUCUGGGCUGCUGGCAGUGCUGCUGGCAGGCCUUGGGCUGUCCAGUGCAGCCGGCAGCUGUGGAUACAUGCCUGUCCACCUGGCCAUGCUGGCUGGGGAGGGACACCACCCUAGACGGCCCCGUGGGGCACUGCCACCGUGGCUGCCGCCGUGGCUGCUGCUUGCCCUGACCCCACUGCUCAGCUCUGAGCCACCCUUCCUGCAGCUCCUUUGCGGCCUCCUUGCUGGCCUGGCCUAUGCAGCUGGGGCCUUCCGGUGGCUGGAACCCUCAGAGCGAUGGCUGCAGGUGCUGCAGGAGGGCGUCUUGUGCAGGACCUUGGCGGGGUGCUGGCCCCUGAGGCUCCUUGCCACCCCGGGCAGCCUGGCGGAGCUGCCUGUCACCCAUCCUGCCGGAGUGAGGCCUCCCAUCCCUGGACCGCCUUAUGUGGCCUCCCCUGACCUCUGGUCCCACUGGGAAGACUCAGCCCUGCCCCCACCAAGCCUGAGGCCUGUGCAGCCCACCUGGGAGGGCUCCUCAGAGGCAGGCCUGGACUGGGCUGGGGCCAGCUUCUCCCCAGGGACUCCGAUGUGGGCGGCCUUGGAUGAGCAGAUGCUGCAGGAGGGCAUCCAGGCCUCGCUUCUUGACGGGCCAGCCCAGGAACCCCAGAGCGCACCAUGGCUGUCCAAGUCCUCUGUCUCCUCUCUGCGGCUGCAGCAGCUGGAGCGCAUGGGCUUCCCUACGGAGCAGGCGGUGGUGGCACUGGCAGCCACAGGCCGUGUGGAGGGUGCCGUGUCACUGUUGGUUGGAGGACAAGUGGGCACUGAGACCCUGGUGACCCAUGGAAAGGGUAGGCCUGCCCACUCCGAGGGUCCUGGGCCUCCCUAGCCCAGGCAGAGAGUGGGGCACAGGCAGGCCCUUGGGUGCUAAGGGCUGGGCUGCAUGUGGGUAGCCCGAGCUCCUGCUCUGUCUAAAGAGGGCCACAGUGGGGAGCAGGGGCACCUCUGGAGGCAGGAGAGGCCCCCCAGCAUGCUGCCCUAGUACGUGUUUAGAAUAAAAACCAGUUUGUUUUUCAA
Molecule: messenger RNA, 1531 nt
Organism: Pan troglodytes (chimpanzee)
Lineage: Eukaryota; Metazoa; Chordata; Mammalia; Primates; Hominidae
Gene: RHBDD3
Product: rhomboid domain containing 3
Exons: 6
Coding region: 183-1343 (386 amino acids)
Cellular component (GO): membrane
Molecular function (GO): serine-type endopeptidase activity; protein binding
Source: RefSeq, a predicted model, not a curated record